AUGAAUACUCAAAGAAGAUUUAAACCAGAAGACCCUUGCUUCAGGUGUAAAAGAGAAUUUGAAAUACAUUCCAACUCCCAUAAGUUUGGAAAAGAAUAUGAUAAUCCUAGAUAUAGGAAUAAUAGAGAAAUAAUACACAUUGUUGUUUCUGCAGAAAAUCUAAAUAAAACUUAUAUAUCUGACACAAAAGAGAUACUUUAUCCAAACAAAAGAAGAGGAAGAUAUGAAAGUGGAAGAGAAAGAAAAAGAAACAAAACACCACCUGAAUAUGAUCCUGUCAACAAUUAUAUCACUGAUACAAUACAAGAAAAACAAUUCAGAAAAGAAAUUUUAUGA
Dentiscutata erythropus is the source of this 336-nucleotide messenger RNA. NCBI's taxonomy places the organism in Eukaryota, Fungi, Glomeromycota, Glomeromycetes, Diversisporales, Gigasporaceae. The record is from the annotation of a GenBank genome assembly.